AUGGCUUCCCAAGAACCCCAGAUUAAACUUAUCGAGUUAACCGACGCUGAGCUUGCGACUCGACAAAUCGGAUCACACAGCCUGCAAAAAUGUCUAGAAGCUCUCCAUCGUGAUGGAAUAGUCGUCCUCAAGAACGCCGUCAAUCCAUCCCAUCUGGACAAGCUCAACAAGCGAAUGGUCGACGAAGCCAAAAGCCUCUAUGAACGCACAGAGACUCACAGAAACUUCGGCAAAGGAACAGGCAACAUUCAACAAGAGCCCGUCUGCUCAGCAGAGUACAUUUUCGAAGAUAUAAUCGCCAACCCCUUCGCAACAUCCGUAAUCGAAAGUAUGAUCGGCCCACACCCAACAAUGCGCUUCUACAGCGCCAACACGGCAUUCAAAGCUACAGAGAGACAGCCAGUGCAUAUCGAUGUCGACUUUGAUAUGCCGCGCAUGCCAUUUGCCUUCUGUGUAAAUGUCAAUCUUGUCGAUACCUCGCCAAAGAAUGGAGCGACGGAGGUGUGGCUUGGUAGUCAUACGGACACGGAUCGAUAUGUGCUGGAUCAAACCACCCAGCAUAAGCAGAUCAGGGCAGAUUUACUGGAGGAAAGGAGGCGCAUUAGUCCCGGUAUCCAGCCUGGGUUGCCGAAGGGUUCUUUGAUGAUUCGGGAUUUCAGGUUGUGGCAUGCUGGUAUGCCGAAUCGGACUGAUGAUCCGAGGGUUAUGCUUGUAUCUAUUCAGUUUGCGAGCUGGUAUCGGAGUGGGCUUAAGUUUGUGUUGCCGCGCAGUUUGGACGGGAGGGUUGAUUGGGGCCGUGUUGUCCCUGCUGUACAGUGGGUUGAUGAUGAUUAUGAUUAUUUGCAGGGGGCGCAUGAUCAUGAUUUUUCGCCGUUGCCCUAG
Molecule: messenger RNA, 882 nt
Organism: Penicillium antarcticum
Lineage: Eukaryota; Fungi; Ascomycota; Eurotiomycetes; Eurotiales; Aspergillaceae
Product: phytanoyl-CoA dioxygenase family protein
Exons: 1
Coding region: 1-882 (293 amino acids)
Source: RefSeq, a predicted model, not a curated record